Messenger RNA from Mitosporidium daphniae, 879 nucleotides. RefSeq lists its product as uncharacterized. The transcript has 2 exons. The record is from RefSeq and is a predicted model, not a curated record. NCBI's taxonomy places the organism in Eukaryota, Fungi, Microsporidia. The coding region runs from base 1 to 879 and encodes 292 amino acids.
AUGGAGGGGAUUCCGCUUGAUGACUUUCUUGGCCAUUACAAGGAAUCGCCAGAAAUUGUAGAGCAAAUAAAAAGACACGUCGAAGAGAGCUCUUCUCUCCUUUUGUCAAGUGGAGGGUCAACAUCUGGGGCAAGCGGUUCGCCUCCGUCAAGUGAGUCUAUUCAUGUGCCCUCAAUGCAAAGUAUUAAUUCCAGUAGUGGUCUGCAACAUUCACUUUCUGCAUCUUCUUUACCGCCUAAUGUAUUGCCACCAUCUAUUCCUUCAGUCUCCGCAUUAUUACCGCAGUUUCAAAUGGCACCCAUGAUGCCUCAAAUGGCUCAUCCGAUGUUUGGACACAUUCCCCAUAACAUUUUUGCUUCACCUCAACAGCAUGGGGGUAUAUUUAUGCCACCCCCUCAACCUCCAUUUUACAUGAACAAUUUGGCUCAAGGAAACGCCCACCCGAUCCCACAGAUUCCCUCUUUAUUUCCAUCGCUACCCUUACCGCCACCUCCUCCUCCGCCUCCAAUUCAAGGUUCUUUUUCGGUUCCACCUCCACAAACUCCACAACUUUCAAUCCCACCAUUACAUUCUUCUGCGAUGGGGAUUCCUCCGGGAAAGCAUCCUUCUGUCGGCACGCCUUUGCCUCAAAUCCGGCCUGUAAUUUCUCCUCUUAUGAAUGCUGUUGGAUUAGAGAUCUCUACCGAUUCAAGUGUCAUUGCUUGCGCUAUUCCUGAAAAAGGUAUCUCUAUCGACACUAAUAGCUCAUCUAACGCUCUUCACUUGACGAAGCAGCCCACUGUCCCUACAAAGCCAUCAUUCAUUCUUUAUGAUCCAGUGACAAUUGAGAGCGUAGAGGAGCGAAGGGCCAAACUCCAAAAGUACAAAGCCCGCUCGUAA